GUUGUUCAGUGGAGUUCUCAUUAUGGCAAAAUUCAAUGAAAUAUUAGCAGCUUCCUUUAUCUUUGCAGUUGCAUUCAACUUGGAUUUAGUGUAUUCCAAGCUCUCCAAUAGCAUGUUCAUCACCUGGGGUCUUCAACACGCAACGAUUCAGGCCAAUGGUGAAGAUCUUCAGCUUGUGUUAGAUAAAGCUUCAGGAUCUGCUGCUCAAACAAAGAAAGCAUUUUUGUUUGGAAGUAUAGAAAUGCUAAUCAAAAUGGUACCUGGUAAUUCCGCUGGAACAGUUACAGCCUAUUACCUAUCCUCCACGGGAAGCCAGCAUGACGAGAUAGAUUUUGAGUUCCUAGGCAACAUUUCAGGACAACCUUACAUUGUCCACACGAACGUAUAUACACAAGGAAUAGGCAACAGGGAGCAACAAUUUUACCUCUGGUUCGAUCCAACAGCUGAUUUUCAUAAUUACACCAUUCAUUGGAAUCCCGCAGAAAUUGUAUGGUAUGUUGAUGGCCUCCCACUUCGAGUCUUCCGAAACUAUGAAAAAGAAGGCAUUGCUUAUCCAAACAAGCAAGGAAUGAAGGUGUAUACGACUCUAUGGAAUGCAGAUGAUUGGGCAACUAGAGGUGGGCUUGUUAAGACUAAUUGGAAUGAUGCUCCGUUCAUAGCCAGGCUUCGCCAUUUUAGAGCAAGGGCUUGCAAGUGGAACGGACCAAUCAGCAUCAGUCAGUGUUCGGCCAUUGUCGCUGCAAACUGGUGGACUAAUCCCUGGUACAGCAAGCUGAGUCAUGCCCAGAUGGGUCAGCUGGAUUGGGUCAGAAAGAACUACAUGAUUUAUGACUAUUGCAGAGAUUUCAAGAGAUUCAAUGGACACAUGGCUCCUGAGUGUUUUAAGAAUCAGUUCUAAGUACGUAACAUGCGGAUCACAUUCACAGGAAAACUGAGAAGUUUUCUUCUUCUCCAAUUGCUUUUGACGUUUUCUGCAUUCUGUUUCUGUUUCGAUCUGGGUGACUUCAUUCUUGUUCACUUGGAGAGUAAUAAAAGGGUACGUCGUGUAUCUUCUGUUAUAUUAUAUAUUCAUUAUUCAUG
Prosopis cineraria is the source of this 1080-nucleotide messenger RNA. RefSeq names its product probable xyloglucan endotransglucosylase/hydrolase protein 26. Lineage: Eukaryota; Viridiplantae; Streptophyta; Magnoliopsida; Fabales; Fabaceae. Gene Ontology annotation, cellular component: apoplast; cell wall. The coding region runs from base 23 to 898 and encodes 291 amino acids. The transcript is spliced from 4 exons. Gene Ontology annotation, biological process: cell wall biogenesis; xyloglucan metabolic process. Gene Ontology annotation, molecular function: hydrolase activity, hydrolyzing O-glycosyl compounds; xyloglucan:xyloglucosyl transferase activity. The record is from RefSeq and is a predicted model, not a curated record.